UGCCCCUUUGAUUGUGUAUUUAUAUUGAAAACUUUAUUGUUUUGAUUGUUGCAAAUGGCACAAUCAGGUUGUAAAUAUGCCAUCCAGCAUCACCAAGUUCAAGGAUGUUGAAAGUCUCAUUAACGGGAGCAAGAUGGAUUGCACACAAUAAGUUGAUCCAGCACGUUCAAGUCACAGUGCGGCAUCUCAAUGUGCAGGAGACAGCUGCUGCUCUUCGUCCAUUCUACUUUGUGGUGCAUCCAGAUCUGUUUGGAAAAUAUCCAAGAGAGCGGUCUGUGAAUGAGGAGUCCCUGAAACGAUUACACGAAUAUAUCACCUGUCUGCAGAGGUCAGGGUCAGCUCAUCCAACUGUGCUUCAGUUCUUCUUUCGCCCGCAGCAACUUCCAACAGAGAAACCUGCUCUACAAAGUGUGAACAUUUCGUUGGCAUCCCGUGAUGUACGAGACACGGUUAAGACAGUUCUCAGCUCUCUCCAUCUCCCCCUCGACUAUCUCAGCUCCGUGCCACUCAAAGCCUCCCCAGCCAGUGGUCAGCCUGACCGACCAAUCGACUGGCAUCCGUCCUACUAUGCAGCCACAGGGAAACAAGAUCCGAGGGCAAGGCCUUCAAGUACUAUCGACAUCUCUCUCAGAUCAUGGCUGUUGAAAAAUAUAGAGAAGUCGCACAGUUUCCUGGAGUCUGUUCAGUCGACAAAGGAGGACAUUGACAGAAUCUGCAGCGCUCUACAGGUCUCCAUCGGGCUGUCCGACAUUCGCUGGGAGAGUGUGUGGGGCUUUAGCCAUUUCAGGGGAUGCGUCAAAAGUUUCUACAGACUUUAUACCGAACACCCAGAAAGAGUUGGGGGUAUUCUCAAAGGGCGUUCUCUGGUGUUCAGUAACAGUACGGGUGUAUCUGUCCACGGAGACAUCAUUCUCAGCAGUGAAGACGUUCCUACCUACUGGAUGACGCUGUUGAUGUCGGUGAGGUCGUACGAGGCGGUGUUGGAGAGGUUGCCGCUGAUGGAGGAGAAGCUGUCACAGCUCCUCAAUAACAUCCAGAUCGUGCGCCGGAAACGGAAGCAUCACCUCGUAAUGGCAGAAGAAUAUGAGUUGUUGCUGAACAAGCUCCUCAACUCCCUCCGGCGAUGUCAGGAUGCUGCCAAGACGAAGCUGUUCAACAAUGACCUCUCACAUCUGCAGCUGGUGGUGGAGGGAGAGUCUGGUCCCCUGGCUCUGUGCCCUACUGGUCAGUUCCUGGUCCCAGCAUCCAUCCCUGGCUCCAUCCUGAUUGACUACAUCGCCAAACACAAGCAAGAGGCAGACAAGAUCAUCAGAGACAUGGAAAGUUGUCUUCGACAGGAACAGGAAGUUGUAACAUUCUGCCAGGCUGAACUAGAGUUAUCUGCCCUUUCCAAGGAUGAGUCUGUGACUCCCCAGCAGAUGGUUGACUGUUGUCAGAAGCUGGUUGACGAGGCGUGGCUGCUGGGCGUGUCACUGAAGGGGCUGUGUCUGCGUGUGUCACACUUCUACUCCGUUAUGCAAGAUGGGGAAAUCUGUAUUCCUUGGGACUGGAAGAGCAGCUCACAUGAUUGAUAAUGACGGAGACCAUACAGGGAUUUUCUUCAACCUACAAAACUGGGGGUCCAAGGGACCCCUGAUAAUUAACUCCAAGGUCCUUACAGGAAAUAUUAGGCAGUCGGAUAGCCUAUUGGUUAAAGCGAUCGCUCAUCGGGCGAAGACCUGGGUUCGAUUCCCGACAGUACAAUGUGUGAAGCCCAUUUCUGGUGUCCCCCACCGUGAUAUUGCUGGAAUAUUGCUAAAAGCAGGGUAAAACCAUACUUACUCACUUACAGGAAAUAUGAAGAUCCUGUAAAGUAAUCAAGUGGUGAAGUGUUUUGUAGAUUUUGAUUAUUUCUUUAAUUACAGGAACUUUAUAUUUCUGGUCAAGAAUUUGUCACGAUGAAUAUUAUUUUGUGUCCCUUGGGACGCAACAUAUUCUUCUUUCUGCGUGGAUUCUAUACAGUUGUUUGUACUGGGGUGAACAUUUCUACAUUGCGUAAAACCUUGGACCAUAUACAAAUUUCGAAAACAGCAUCUGCUCAUAUGUAAUGCAACAGGACAUCCUGGUGUAUCAGUUCUGCUCAUUAGCACAGCGGUGAUCAUUAAUGAUAAGUUACUACUGAGGCCUUUGCCACAUUGUCUUAGAGCUGAGGAAACAACUGAGACCUCCAUAUGCUUGUAUUGCUUCACUCGCACUUGUUAAAUCACUUAGGCUAAAAAACAAAAUAGUCUUGGUUUACAGGUACCGCCCACAUCAUCUUAAAGUCUGCUAGAUAAUUAUCAAUCUGAUGUGGUCGUAGCUAAUGCAUUUUGUGAAAUGAGUGGUAUGGAUACAGAUCGAAGGAUAUCAGGAAUCAUAUCAUUGACUCAUGAUGUCAAUCACUGGCUUGUCUGGUCACCAUAAAUGCCCAAUGCGGUAAAGAAUAUGUAAGAAAACUGUUUUAGGAUAUGGGACUGGGUAAGCAUUGGUCUUCAGCAACCCGUUCUUGUCUAGUCAGUCUCAGUUAUUUACAGACUGCCGUCAUAUACCGUAUUUCUACAUUCUACAUUUUGACUUGUCGUAAGAGGCGACUUACAGGAUGCCUAGAUCGAUGCUCAUGAUAUCAAUCACUGGAUUGUCUGGUCCAGCCUCGAUUAUUUACAGACCGCCACCAUAUAGCUGGAAUAUUGCUGAGUGCGGCGUUGAACAACAAGUAAACAAACAAACAUUGAGUUUAAUUGAUGAAUAUUUCAGAUGAGGAUUGGUGCAGUGUGUGAUUGUAAAGUGACUGCCUAACCAGCAUUGAGGCAUUUCCUCGUAUCCCAAUCACGUAGAUCGAUACUCACGAUCUCAACCAGGAUUGUCUGUUCAAGACUGGAUUAUUUACAGCGAUUAUACAGCUUGAAUAUUGCGUGUGGUGUCAAACAACAAAUAUUAACGACCAGAUGUAGAGAGGGCCAAGUCAAAUUCAAUGUCAAACUAGAACCAAGAAUUUAAAAGCAAAGGGUCCAACUUAAUAUUUUUCAAUGUAUAUUGUAUGUUUGUUAGGCUGCUAAUAACAGGUUCACAAAUGUUUAAAAUGGGGGCGCUCCCAUUGACUGUUAAUAUUCAUGGGCGGAUACAGCUUUUUUUAAAAGGGGGGGUGCACAAUUAAGAUCUAUUUAUUGUCUUUGGUGAUAAUUUAUACAGAAAUAAAGAAAUUUUUUUAAAUAAAAAGGGUGUGUGCACCCCCGCACCCCCCCUCUGUAUCCGUCCAUGAUAUGCUGUGACAUUUUUCAAGAAAAGAUUAUGCAGUAAUCCAAAAAAAAUGCAAAGUAUUACAAUCUUAGAAAUAUAAUCUACCCAAGUAUAUUUAAUUGGAAAUACAUUUAUAUAUAUAUCCCCUGUAUAUUGAACAGCUACAGCCAGUGUUGCUACACCCAUGAUGUUUACACACUAUAAAUGCAAAAUGCAGUACAGAUUAUGUAUGAUAGGGCUGGGACGAGUCCAAGUUUACUGCUCUGGUACCUGACCCCCUAUUACCCGACCCUACCUGGGUACCUGACCCCCUAUUACCCGACCCUACCUGGGUACCUGACCCCCUAUUACCCGACCCUACCUGGGUACCCACUUAAGAUGUUUGAUUCGGAAUUGUUUUACCGCAGCCCUGG
Molecule: messenger RNA, 3668 nt
Organism: Haliotis rufescens (red abalone)
Lineage: Eukaryota; Metazoa; Mollusca; Gastropoda; Lepetellida; Haliotidae
Product: T-cell activation inhibitor, mitochondrial-like
Exons: 9
Coding region: 105-1571 (488 amino acids)
Cellular component (GO): mitochondrion
Source: RefSeq, a predicted model, not a curated record